AUGGGGCAGGGCUCGGCGCGGCUCAACCAGUCCGGCGUUUCGCGGGCGGCCGGCGGCGCCUGCGCGGCGGACGGGCAGCGCGCGGGGCCCUUCUCCGGCGCCGCCGCGGCGCUGCUGGCGGCGCUCAUGGGGCUGCUGGUGCUGGUCACGGUGCUGGGCAACGCCCUGGUCAUCCUGGCGUUCGUGGUGGACCGGCGCCUCCGCACCCAGGGAGACUUCUUCUUCCUCAACUUGGCCGUCGCCGACCUCCUGGUGGGCGGCUUCUGCAUCCCGCUCUACAUCCCCUACGUGCUCACGGGCGAGUGGAGGCUCGGCCGGGGCUUGUGCAAGCUGUGGCUGGUGGUGGACUACCUGGUGUGCACCGCCUCCGUCUUCAACAUCGUCCUUAUCAGCUUCGACAGGUUCAUCUCUGUCACCAAGGCGGUGAGUUACAGAGCACAGAAAGGGAAGACCAGAAAUGCAAUACUGAAGAUGAUCACUGUAUGGAUUGCUGCUUUUCUUCUCUAUGGUCCAGCCAUUCUCAGCUGGGAGUACGUCGCCCAGAAGAGCAUCCUUCCAGAAGGAGAAUGUCAUGCAGAGUUCUUCUACAACUGGUAUUUCCUAAUGAUUGCUUCUACCAUUGAAUUCUUUACACCUUUCAUCACUGUUACAUACUUCAACUUAAGCAUUUACCUCAAUAUUAGGAAACGCAUAUCCCUUAGAAAUGAAAACUUAUCUCCUGGCCAAGGGGACUGCGAGAUGAGUUUCCGAGGGAAGAAAAGGGAACACACCAUAUUUUUGGUAAAACCUGCUAACAGACAGAAACACAAGAGGAAGAAAGGAAGCAGCCUUUCUCCCCUGCAGAAGGCUUCAAGGCUCAGCCUAUGUAAAUUUGACAGUCAGUCAUUAAAUGUGAAUGUCAAUCAAGACCUUACACCACUUCAGGUGGACGCAGAGACCAAGUCUCAUAGGAACAGUUUCUGUAAAACUACAGAAGAUACAGGCGGCGCCACCACGAGAGCAGACGCUGCUAUGACAAACAGAUUUAGACUUACUCGAGAUAAAAGAGUAGCUAAGUCUUUAGCAAUUAUUGUAAGUGUGUUUGGUUUGUGUUGGGCACCUUAUACACUUUUAAUGAUCAUCAGAGCAGCUUGCCAUGGGCACUGUGUGUUACAUUCACUUUAUGAGACUUCGUUUUGGCUUCUGUGGGUGAAUUCAGCCAUUAAUCCCAUUCUGUACCCACUAUGCCACAUGAGCUUCAGGAAAGCCUUUAUCAAACUCCUGUGCCCAGGAAAAGUUAAAGUUCAUCCUCAUAUUUUUAUGUAAAAAAAAAAAAACCUGUGAAAUUUGUCAGUAAGCACAUCUUGCUUUCAGUGGGAACACAAACUGGCCAGUACUCAUCUGUAAAUAGUAAAUGCACUGUGCACUGAAUAUUUAAGGGAACACUGAUGAGUAAAUAAUCAGGAACUUAUAGAAUACAGUCAUCUGCAUAGCUGAAGAAAUAGCAAUCAGUGACAACAAAGGUAAUUUCUCAAAGCUCUUCAAGGAUUUGCCUACAGUGUACUUUCUGGUGAUGAUGCACUAGCACUGAAGAGACAAAAAGGGAAUACAAAUUUCAUACCAACAACUGGGGAGUGUCUCAUUAUUAAUGUUUAAGUAAAACUGGUAAGAAAUUUGUUAGUUUGGAUUUGUUAUAUUUUGCCCCCAGCCACUCUGUAAGGACUUCAGGGUCUUAGCUGCUAGGUGUAUGCAUUUUGGGGAGGAAAUCCCCAGUCCCUAACCAACUAAUGGUACCAAGGAAAAGCUUGGAACAAGAGGUACCAGAACAGUCAGGUUACCAGAAAAGAUGAACAACUAUACCAAUAAAGGAACACUGACCUGGGUGGAAAAGGUGAUUCGUUUCUACCUUCAUUAGCAUCUUCUACAGUUUUACAGACAUUUAAUUCUGAGAACAAUUCAUAGCUAUUGAACAUCCACAGUCACUCAGUGCCACAGCCAAAAAGCAUCUUAGCACAGCUGAUCUGAAAGUUCACUAAUGAUGAAGUUCAUUUUGUAAAAUUUCAAUAAAGGUAAUUAUUUACCAACUGUGAAAGAGUUACGACUGUCAUCUUAACCAAGAGCAUACGGAAGUAAGCUUAUAACAGAGAAUAACUGCAGCUGAAGCCACAAAACUAUUAUUAAGAAGUAAUUCCUGAGUUGCAAGUACAGGUUACCUUAAGAAUUAAACAUAGUUUCACAAAUAUUCUAAGAUAAGAGGGCAUAUUCCAACCAUAUGAAUGCAUCUACAUGAACAUAAUAAUCACAUUUUACUAUGAAUGCUUCAUAACAAAGAGUGCUUUCACUUUUUUCUUAAACAAGGGACAGCAUCAACAGAUACUGAGUAAUGGUAUUCAAAAGUUUUUUACUUACACCACAAAGCAAAUGAGGCCAUAAGGUUCCCUCCAUUCCUCCUCCACUUCCAAACCAGCAGAGCAACAACCUAAUUCUUAUCUUCUCUGUAAUUCUUAGGUUUCCUAGGAUUAUAUUUGUCAUUUUCAAAAACAAGCAGUGACACUAAAUUAUUGAACAACCCAGCAAAGUUUGACUACCUCAUCCAAUAUAGCCUAUGUCAUUUUAAUAGCAGUGACCGACUCAAGGAGUGAGGAAGUUCAGUCGGUAGCUUUAGAACACCGCAGUCAGUUAAGGUAAAGAAACAAGAUUUCAACAAAGUUUUUAGGAAAUGGUAUUAAAUCUACAACUAGAUCAGUCUUCACAUAUCUUUGGGAAUUGCUCUACCACUCAAAUUUCUACAGCUUCAUGAUUUAAUUGCCACGAAUCUCUUUAGCACAGACCUAGAAUCUAGCAGGCUUCUCCACCAUUCAAGUCAGAAAAGCACUCUGAACUGUGAACAGGCACCUUUCAGCAGAAAUUGAUUUUGGAUGACAGUUUUCUGCAUCAGGACAGCUAGCACCCUCCUCAGUUGGUCCAGGUUAACCAUGCCUUUGUUUUUUUGUCCCUUCAAAGCAGAAGUCCCUUUGCUUUUAUCAGAAGGUAGUACUAGGUUCAACAGUGGGCUCUGAACAGACAAAACAACAGGUGUUAAUAGCAAUUUUAUUGUUUCACUGGUGCAAAAAUCAUGAUACGGAAUAAACUGGUGUAAUGCAUUUUCCCCUAAAUUUACAGUAAUGAAGGUUAUACAUAUCUAUAUAGAUUGCAAUUUCUCUAUUUUUAUACUAUUUGGAACAAAAUUAUCUUGAUAAAUACUCCCUGUGCACGGUACUGGCUCUCGCUGAAUGUCACAGAGCCUUAAUAUGCAAAAUAUAGCUUCUGUUUUUGAACAUGGUAUUUUAAAACUCUCCAAACAUGCAUUAAUAUAUUCUAGUUUUUAGGGAAAAACAUUACACUUAGUCUUAACUUGCAUUAAAAGAAAAGCACAAGCAGAACCUGACAUACAAUAAUCCCAAAAGUCUGAUGCUCUGCAAGGAUCACAGUUUCAGAUGACAGUCACUGCCAGUUUAGAACUCUAGUGCCACAGAAGCAACAGCAAACAGACAAGAGAAGUCAAAAACAGAAGAACCCUACCAUGUCACAUAGAUUCCAAAGAAAGAUUCAGCCAUGCUAACUGAAGAAACCUGUAGUUGCUGGUCCAACCUUUCAAAUUCGUUAGAGUACUUAACACAAGUGUUUGAAGUGCCAGACUGAGCACAUGAAUGUUAACUUGACAUUUCUGAAAGGCACAAUCUAUGAAACUAUCUUUAAAAACAAAACAAAACAAA
This is a messenger RNA of Lagopus muta (rock ptarmigan), 3734 nucleotides long. RefSeq names its product histamine H3 receptor-like. Gene Ontology annotation, biological process: adenylate cyclase-activating adrenergic receptor signaling pathway. Bases 1 to 1305 code for a protein of 434 amino acids. The transcript is spliced from 3 exons. NCBI's taxonomy places the organism in Eukaryota, Metazoa, Chordata, Aves, Galliformes, Phasianidae. Gene Ontology annotation, cellular component: membrane. The record is from RefSeq and is a predicted model, not a curated record. Gene Ontology annotation, molecular function: histamine receptor activity.